This is a messenger RNA of Triticum urartu, 699 nucleotides long. RefSeq names its product enoyl-CoA delta isomerase 2, peroxisomal. Gene Ontology annotation, biological process: fatty acid beta-oxidation. Gene Ontology annotation, molecular function: delta(3)-delta(2)-enoyl-CoA isomerase activity. Gene Ontology annotation, cellular component: peroxisome. Lineage: Eukaryota; Viridiplantae; Streptophyta; Magnoliopsida; Poales; Poaceae. The record is from RefSeq and is a predicted model, not a curated record.
ACCGCGUCAUGCGCGCCGACCGCGGCGUGCUCUACAUGAGCGAGGUCGACAUCGGCCUCCCCCUCCCGCCCUACUUCGUGCACGUGCUCCGCGCCAAGAUCUCCCAGGCGCAGGCCCUGCGGGACGUGGUGCUGCGCGGGAAGAAGCUCCGGGCGCCCGAGGCCAGGGAGAUGGGCGUCGUCGACGUCGUCUGCCCCGGCGCCCCCGAGACCGCCGCCGAGGCCCUCAAGCUCGCCGAGCAGCUCGCCGCCAGGAAGUGGGACGGCGCCGUGUACGCGUCGAUUAGGAUGUCCAUGUUCCCCGAUGCGUGCAGGGCCGUCGGGAUCGCCGUGGAGAGCGACGAGGAGAAGAGCAGGCACUUCGCCUCCAGGCUCUGAUCAGGACACAGAUUGGAGAUUGCGCUAUUGGGCUGAAGCCAAAUUAUAUUCCUAUGCUUUGGAUGAUAGAUGCCGUAAGAAUCUGCCUAGUUUGAGCAGUACUUGUAGUACUCCAGAGUAGCUUCGAUCUGAUUGAGGUCAUCACAAGAUGCAGCUAGAGGGCUCACUCGAAUUGUCCUCACCAUUUUGUUUUGUUUGUAUAAUUCUAGUUAGAGAUGAAGCCUCUUCAGAUGUGGGUACCCAAGCUAUUAGAUGUGCUAAACUAACACUCUGUACAGCCUUGUGAAAUCUGAAUACGAGUGCAUGAAGAUUUAUCUGUCAA